AUGGGUUGUUGUAAUCACCUAUUCGGUCACCACGGCCGACGACACUACGAGGGACCCGGACAGGCAGAAGAAGACUACUACCAUCAGAAGAAGCACCGCCCCCUUUCGGCCAGCGAACUCGUCUAUGCCGACAGGAUUCUCAACGAGACUCGCCACCCCACACCUCACCCGCAAUACGCUGAGGACCAGCAGCGGAUAACAGCAUCGCGGCGGACAUCGUGCUGCGAGCCUCUGGAUGACGACCUGUUCAAGACGAGGAAGCAGCUGAGGCGUGAGAAGCGGUCAGACGAGGGCUCGACGUUCCAGGCUGAACUGAAUCAGACACGCUACAGUCUCAACCGGGCCGAGGACCAGGAGGCCCGCUUCUCGCACGCCCAACAGGAGCAGAAAAAGGCCGCAGCCGCCGCCUCACGCCUCGAAUCCCUGACGAAGCGUGAGACUGACCGCGAGACGGUCGAGAUGGCGUAUGUGGCCGCCCGUCUCAGGGAUUUGGCCGACCAAGCCGAGCUCGAUGCCCAACGGGCCCAGACAGAGGCUGACGAGGCCAUACGCCGCUACAGCCUGGCCCACGAAACCGUGAUGAACCAGGUUGAGGCCGGCCCCGAGGAGCGAGCCGACGUGGCAGAGCGCCUACGGUCUUUGGCCGAGCAGGCCGACCUGCAGACCGACAAGGCCCGACACGCUGCAAAGAAUGCCUCACGCCGCCACAGCCUUGUUGAGAACGCCACGCACCAGGAGACGCAACAGGCCGUCGCCAUUGCCUCACGCCUCAACUCGCUCGCUCUUGCCGCCGAAGAGAAGGCUCGGAUCGCCACAGAGGCUGCCGAACUCGCUCGUCGCAAGUCCAAUGCGGCUCUGACAGCCGUCAAGGCCUUGCGUGAUGCCGACAAGAAGCUUCCUGCGCCUCCAGAGGUGCCACCGAGGCAGUCUCCGCAGCUCCAGCAGCAGCGUGGUUUGUUCAAGACCCUUGGCGACGCUCUCGGACUGACGUACGACCCUUCGACGGUGAAACCUGCUUCCCCCGCGCCUGUACCCCAUCGAGUGUCGGCUGACGAAAUGCCCCCCGAGACGGCAACUCCGGCGCCAAAUGCUACCAAGCUUCCCACGGUGAAAGAGGUGCCCACGCCUGUGUCCGAGCCUAACGAUGCUGCUUCGGCCCCAAAACCAGAAAGCACUUGA
Messenger RNA from Pyricularia pennisetigena, 1179 nucleotides. RefSeq lists its product as uncharacterized. The transcript has a single exon. Bases 1 to 1179 code for a protein of 392 amino acids. Lineage: Eukaryota; Fungi; Ascomycota; Sordariomycetes; Magnaporthales; Pyriculariaceae. The record is from RefSeq and is a predicted model, not a curated record.